GCUCGGCGGCUCGCUCCUCCUCGCGGCCGCGGGAUUCCUGUCUCCGGGUUUUCGGGCCGCCCCUUCACACCCGCCGCCGGAGCGGGACGGCGUGAGAGGGAGCGAGCGAGCGAGGCGGCGCGGAUGUGCCCCGGCUCCCGCGGCGACAGCGGCAGCGGCGGCGGCGGAUGCUCGGCGGUGCGGCGGCCGCCCCGCAGCCCAGGAGCCCCGCGCAGGGAGGGAGCGAGGCGAUGAGCCGCCCGCCGGCGGCCGCCCGCGAUUGACGGCGGCGGGCAAGGAGCUGCGGCGGCCAGGAGGAGAAGGACGAGGGGGAGGAGGAGGAGGAGGGCAGCGAUCCCCGCCAGUGCCCGCGGGAGCCCGGGAGAGCUCCAGCCGAGGGCUCGGCCAUGCCGUUCGCCAAGCGGACCGUGGAGCCGCAGCGGCUGUGCCGGCGGCAGCCCGCCGCCUCCGUGCUGGAGGAGAGCUGGGGCGCGGAGCCGCCGCCGCCGCCGCGGGACCCGCCGCCGGAGGAGCCGGGAACGGCGAGCGAGGGCGCCGAGGCGGCUGGCGGCGGGGAGAGGGAGGCGGCAGCGGUGCUGAUGGUGCUGGACCUCUGCUCGGUCAGCAACGUAGCCCUGUCGCGGAUCCUCCGACAGCUCUCCGACGUGGCCCGGCACGCCUGCACCCUUUUCCAGGAGGUCGAGGCUGACAUCCAGGGUACCCACCGCCGCGUACGGGCGCUGCACGGCCGCAUCGCCGGCCUCCAGGGAGCCGUGCGCGGCCUCGACCCCAAGCAGGAGGCAGUGCCUGUCUCCAACCUUGAUGCAGAGAGCAAACUGAGUGUCUAUUACCGAGCACCUUGGCACCAGCAAAGGAACAUCUUUCUCCCCUCCACCAGACCGCCCUGCGUGGAGGAGCUGCACCACCACGCCAAGCAGCACCUGCGAGCCUUGCGCAGAGAACAUCGAAGCCGAGGUGAUAACAGAGAGCAAAAAGUCCAGGGCCCCAUUGCUGUGGUGGCUCCCCCCUUUCCUCCCUUCCCUGCAAUCUGCAGCCAAAAGAGGCAAGCGAUAAAGGACCGGCAUUUGCUACCAUUUAACAGCACCCGUUCGCCCUCCCCAGUUGAGUGUUGCCACAUGACCCCCUGGAGUAGAAAGCUGCAGGCAGAAAGAAGGCUGCAAUGUUUGACUGAAAUCCUACGUGGGAAAGGAGGGUUUUCUGCGGGCGGGAGAAGAGGAAACCUGUGUUGUCUUGGGUCUGGGGGUGCUGCAGGAGGUGACACUGACCAGUCCCAUCCACCAGAGGACGAAGAUACAGAUGUCAUGUUAGGGCAGAGGCCGAAAAAUCCAAUACAUAAUAUCCCUUCUACACUGGAUAAACAAACCAAUUGGAGUAAAGCACUACCUCUCCCAACUCCAGAGGAGAAAAUGAAACAAGAUGCCCAAGUGAUUUCUUCUUGCAUUAUCCCCAUCAAUGUCACUGGAGUUGGUUUUGACAGAGAGGCUAGUAUACGCUGCUCUCUUGUUCAUUCACAAUCUGUACUACAGCGGAGACGAAAGUUGAGGAGGAGGAAAACCAUCUCUGGCAUCCCCAGAAGAGUGCAACAAGAAAUAGAUUCAGACGAGUCGCCAGUGGCGAGAGAGCGCAAUGUGAUUGUGCACACAAACCCAGAAUUCUCUGGUUCCAGCAACAGGCGGCUGGGGACCCGGGAUUCGGAGUGCCAGACAGAAGAAAUCCUGAUAGCUGCUCCCUCCCGGCGACGGAUCCGUGCCCAGCGGGGGCAGAGCGUUGUUGCCUCUCUCUCCCACUCCACUGGCAACAUCCUGGUGCUGGCAGACAAUGGGGAUGCAGUCUUUGCUGCUGCUGUGAGCAACCGCAUCCGCUCGCGGAGCCUUCCCCGCGAGGGCGCCCGGGCCAGCGAGGGCCAUCAGGAUGCCACCACCAAGAGUGCAGGGUACGAAGCAGAGCACUUCCUAGCAGGUCAGGAAAGGAUCCCGAAAAAGGGGAAGGAGAUCUUGAGCAAGCAGGGUUCACAGGAGUGCCAGCCCAUUGGUUUAACUUGUCCUCAGCACCUGCAUAGCCCCGAGCACAGCAUAAGCGAGAGGGGGAGAUCGCGGCUGUCAAGGAUGGUCGAUUCAGGCAGCUGUGAAAUUUCAUCCAACUCAGACACCUUCGGGAGCCCGAUUCACUCCAUUUCCACAGCAGGAGUCCUACUCAGCAGCCACAUGGACCAGAAAGACGACCACCAGUCCUCCAGUGGCAACUGGAGUGGGAGCAGCUCCACGUGUCCCUCCCAGACAUCUGAAACCAUUCCUCCUGCUGCCUCUCCUCCACUAACAGGCUCUUCACACUGUGACUCCGAGCUGUCACUCAAUACCGCUCCCAAUGCCAACGAGGACUCCAAUGUCUUCAUCACAGAGCAGUUUGGUGACCACGCAGACAAAGUCAGGGGCCACAGGGCAAGCUCCUUCACAUCCACUGUGGCGGAUUUAUUGGAUGACCCCAACAACAGCAACACAAGCGACAGUGAGUGGAACUACCUGCACCAUCACCAUGACGCCUCCUGUCGCCAGGAUUUCAGCCCUGAGCGCCCGAAGGCGGACAGCCUGGGAUGUCCCAGCUUUACCAGCAUGGCCACCUAUGACAGCUUUCUUGAAAAGACCCCCUCUGACAAGGCAGACACUAGCUCACACUUUUCUGUGGAUACUGAAGGAUACUAUACCUCCAUGCACUUUGACUGCGGUCUGAAGGGUAAUAAAAGCUAUAUUUGCAACUAUGCAGCCCCAGGUUCCGAGAGUGGCCAGACCGGGAGCAUGACUUCCAGCCUAGCUGACUAUGCCUGGCAGGAAUGUGUGAGCCACAGGAGGCAGGCACAGCAGUGUAUCUCACUGAAGAAACCAAAGGCAAAGCCAGCCCCACCAAAACGCAGCUCGUCUUUGAGGAAAUCAGAGGGCAGCACCGACCCUCCUGACAAGAAAGAACCAAAGAUCAGUGGUGGGCAGCAUGUCUCUCACACUGCCAGGGAGAUGAAGCUGCCCCUUGAGUUUUCAAACACACCUUCCCGAGUGGAAGGCCCCAACCUGCCAGCCAAGCAGGAGCUUCCCUGGCCAAACCCAGAUGAUGGUGGGUUAAAGGACACUCCAUUUGACACCGCCAGUAUCCCCUCCUUUAAAGAUGAAGGUGCUGAACAACCCCACUAUGCAGACCUCUGGCUUCUGAACGACUUGAAAUCCAGUGAUCCUUACAGGUCCUUGUCCAAUUCAAGCACUGCUACGGGUACUACAGUCAUAGAGUGCAUCAAGUCACCAGAGAGCUCUGAAUCCCAGACAUCUCAGUCUGGGUCACGAGCUACAACCCCAUCCCUCCCCUCUGUUGAUAAUGAGUUUAAGCUGGCCUCCCCAGAGAAGUUGGCGGGGUUAGCCUCACCCUCCAGUGGUUACUCCAGCCAGUCAGAGACGCCCACCUCUUCUUUUCCAACAGCUUUCUUUUCAGGACCGUUGUCUCCAGGGGGGAGCAAGAGGAAGCCAAAAGUUCCAGAGAGGAAGUCAUCACUGCAGCAGCCGCUUUCAAAAGAUGGCACCGCCUCAGUGAGCAAAGACCUCGAACUUCCGAUUAUACCUCCUACUCACCUUGACCUAAGUGCUCUUCACAAUGUCUUGAGCAAGCCCUUCGCUCACAGGCACCAGCUGCAUACCUUUAGCCACAGCAAGCAGAGCGCGGUCGGGGAAGCCCUGCAGCCCGGCCCUCCCUCUGCCCUUGCCAUCACACCCUCCGUUCUCAAGUCUGUCCACCUCCGGGCAGUCAACAAGCCUGAAGGAGUGAAACAUAAAGGCAGUACCCCAGACCUGCUCUGCAUACAGGAGACCACCUUGAUGGCAACCGAGGUCUCUUCAGGCAAAAUGAGGCCACUCUUAGCUAAGAAACCAGUAUCACGCCAAUACUCUACAGAUGAGGCCAUAAUGCUGUACAUUGACACUUCCCCAGCAGAAGCAGGCCCUGGAAAACCACCUUUAGAGAAAAGCUCCUCUUUUGGUGGGCAGAAUAGCUGUGAGAGAGAAGCUGUAACUUCAGCAAGCAUGGGUCUGGUUGAAAUCAAACCUGGGAAGGACCAAACACACCUGGCCACUGAACACUUAUCAGAAAGCUCUCUGACUCAGACAUGUGCCAUCCCCAUGGAUAGCUUUCAGAAGGACUCAGCUGUCCCUGCAAGUGAUGAUGAAACAAAGAAACCUAUCCAGGGAGCAGAAACAGUGCACGAUCUUCAGCAAGUGCAGGCUCAGCAAGAGCUCUCCACAGGCAGCGAGGGGAAGGUGGAAGUUGGGCCCGUGGAUGAAAGCCUAGCUCAGGCUGAGGGACCAGCCAUCACCUAUCAGUUUAAACACGAACCCGAUGUAAGCCACCAUGUGCCUGGGAAUAUCAAUUAUGAAGCAGAGAUGGCAGCAGUAGAUUCACUCAAUGAAGAGAGUUGCAAGCAGGAAAACGGUAUCACAUCAGGUAUCCCAACCAAAAGUGCCUCUGAUGACAGCAGGGCAGACGAGACGGUGGGCGGUGCAGACGAGCCUUCGCUGAAAGAGUCUUCUCCAAGCGACGAGUCCAUCAUGUCUCCACUGAGUGAGGAGUCACAGGCUGACACUGAGGAUGCCUUUGUGUCUCCAAACAAACCCCGCACUACUGAGGACCUGUUUGCAGUCAUUCACAGAUCAAAAAGGAAAGUUCUUGGGAGAAAGGAUUCUGGAGACCUUUCUGUAAGAAACAGAUUGAGAGCUUCAUCUGGGACCAGCAGCCAGCCUCCCACCAGCAGCACACUGCCUACCAGCAACAUGCCACCAGCCAGCAACGUGGGCACUCCCAUUAACAGUCAGAGGUCCCCCGGGCUCAUAUACAGGAAUGCCAAAAAGUCCAACACAUCCAAUGAGGAGUUUAAACUACUGCUCCUUAAAAAGGGCAGCCGAUCUGAUUCCAGCUACAGGAUGUCUGCCACAGAAAUUCUGAAAAGUCCUAUUUUGCCGAAGUCUCCCGGAGAGCUGACAGCAGAUGCCCUUCAAAGCACGGAAGAGUCUCCUCCCACAACGAGCCCUGAAGCAUUAUCGCCACUCUCCCCCUGCUCCCCCAGGGUCAACACGGAAGGAUUCUCCUCCAAGAACUUCCCCAUGUCGGCGUCCUCGCGGGUGGGGCGGUCGCGGGCACCGCCGGCAGCCAGCAGCAGCCGGUACAGCGUGCGCUGCAGGCUCUACAACACCCCCAUGCAGGCCAUCUCCGAGGGGGAGACCGAGAACUCGGACGGCAGCCCCCACGAUGACCGGUCUUCUCAAAGCUCUACAUAGGCUGUGUGGGCGCCAGGACCACGCUGCCAACACCACUCAAGCUCUUAAGGAUGUCAACGUAAGAGGCCAAUGCUGUAGCAAUCAAAAAAAAAAAAGAAACAAAAAGAAGAAAAAGAGAACAAUCACAGGGCAAUAUCAAUGCUUCGAUGUGUUUGCGUUUGGAAGACGCUGGGGAAACAAAAGGACUACAGCUGUAGCUAUUUAUUACACUGCAUUUUCUAAAAGGAUGAAGAUAUGCUAUGCCUGUUCUGGGUUUUUUUUUGCUUCAUUUGGUUUAUCCCACUCUCAUUUCCAUUGUCACUGUAGAUUUCAAGGCUAUUCACUUUCCAUACAGUUAAAGGUGACUUUGGGUGGGGUUUUUUCCAGAAGCUGCCCAGCUAGAAACAAAUCCCUCACUGUAGUGCUUCCCUAGGGAGGAAAAAAAAAAAAAAAAAAAAAGAAAAUGCUCUUGAGAAUUGGUAUUUUUCUACACUAAAAUGAGCUGAAACAAACUUUAGAAAAAACUAACAAAACAUAUGUAAAUAUCAUAUUUUUGAUAAAAAUUUGUAAAUAGAAUUAUCAAAAAGUGGACGUGGCAAACGAUUUACUGCAUAACAGCUUUGUUUAUAGAAGACAAAUGAAUUCAAUUGUAAUAACUGUAUUCUGUGAAUACCAUUUUCAUAUCAAACAUGAAACAUGGCCACCAAUAACCACUUUCAGUGUGAGAGGCCUGAAGAAUGGCAUUGAGCAGUGGAAAGCAGGAAUUUUUCAACUUAGUUAAGGAAAUGGAAAGGCUGACUGUGAGGGGAUUAAAGAAACCAUUUGUCUUUCUAAGGCAGCUCCAAAGAAGCUAACUGGAAAGCACAGCUGGGAGGGUUACCAUGAGUGUCGGUGGGGAAGAUGAGUGUGUUUCUGACAGAACAGAGCUGGGUCUGAUGCUAAGCCCCAAAGGGUCCCACCCCACAGCCUCCCCUGGGCCUUUAUUCUUGCAGGGAUUGCUUCAGAGAGGAUAGAUGUGAGAGGAAACAGUUACUUAACUUUCAUAUUCCUAUUAGGCUAUUGGGAUACAUAACAGUCAUAACUUGGUACCUAUAAUCUUUAAACACGAUUAGUUUCUGGUUCGUAAAGGAAACAAAUAAAUUAUAAGCAUGCAAGAAGCGCUUUCGAUUUAUCAGUAAAUAUCUGCAAUGAGUUUUCAGUGAAGCUUUCUCUUUGUGCUGAUGAGAUUCAUGCUACCUAAAUAUUUACAAAAAUGACACUGUGAAAAUGUAGCUGGGAAAUAGGUAUGUGUAUGCAUUAUUUAUAUCCAUUGCUGAGCUGAGGAGGGGAAAGCUCCAGUUCAUUGUGCCAGCCACGUACAGUAAGGAUCUUGUCUGGGUUUACCAGAAACACAGAACAGGGUGAGGGACUGGGUUGGGGUGGGAAAGGAGAUAAAUCAAAGUAGCUGCUUUGAUACAAAUGAAAGCAGGGAGAUAAAAGCUGAAUUACUUGAAGUUACUUGAAUAUUCUCAUCUUAAAACCACAAGAACCCAUGAAUUGCUUUAUACUUUUAAUUUUUAAACAGAAUAAAACCAACAGGCCUAAUUCUCUUUUGGGCCACCACAAUUUCCACUGAUGUAGCCCCAUCUGUGCCACUUAGAGGACAAGGCCCUCUUUAGCCAAAACUCAUGCAGUUGGCAUUGGUUGCUGUAGUACAUGGUUAGGAAAAGAGGAAAGGUUAGUGCAGGGAAAACAGUGAAGGAGGAAUGGGGUAGGCAGUAGGACAGGUCAAGGAGGAUGGCAGAAAGAGCAUUCUUUGGUAUAAAGGAAUCAGCUAAAAGCUGGCUUUAAGCAUAAGUAAAUGACUGGAGGCGGGAUGUGUGAAUUCAGUUUUGGGGUUUUUUUUUCUUUUAAUCAUGUAAUGCAUGAAGCUGAGAGUUACUAAAAGAAGGUAGAUCAUCUUUAAAACAGGAAGGUUCUAUCUAAAACUGUUACAAUUUUAAGGAGUCAAAGCAAAUCAGAACAGCUUAACAUACCCAAAAUUUUAUUCCCCAGAAGUUCCAUAUCUGAUUUUGUCUAGUGAUUACCACAAGACAUGUAUUAUUCAGUUUCCUACUGUCCUCCUGUGUAGCCUGGUUGCAUUCAGUUGAUGAGGUAGAGUCACUGUGUACGUGAUAGGUGUGUUGGGAUGAGGGAUGAUCCACCAGUUGAAGGGCUGCAAAGUCGUCUAAAAUAGUUUUUAAAAAGGUAAUGGGAGAAAGGUUUUGGAAACAAAAGGCUAAUCACAUUAGUAGCUUAUGUAGGAAAAUAAGUCUGAAUUCAAGUGAAGUGGAUGAAUGAGAAUGUUUUAGAACGAAAUGUUUAGCAUAUAACAAACCACCUUCCGGAGAAUAUGAGAAAAGCUAGUUUAGAUAAUGGGCAGAAAAUCCUUAGUUUGUCAUCUUCAGUCAUUUUCCACAAAAAUUUUACCAGGAGCACUUUUACAAAAUGUUUAAUAGUCCAGAGUUAAACAGUCAUUCAAAACAGUAAAGAGAAUACAGCUGAAUUGACUUUGAUGAUACCAUUGUUUAUUACCAAUCAAUAACUUCACAGACACCCUAAAUAAAUAUGUAUACACUAGGGUUUUGGUUUUUUUUACCAGAAUAAUGAGGCAACAUUUCACAUAUGGAACAAACACAAAACAAUCCCAUUGGAGUAUAGUCUCCUUUUGCUUAAUUUUCUAAUUUAUAUUUAGCAGAUUGAAACCCAAACAGAUUCUAAAUUCUCUAUGAACUAAAGAGUUGAGAACAAAUGUGGGAGUCAGAGGAAGAUGAAUGGCGGGGAGACCUGUGGCAUUCCAAGGGUGCCAUUAAGGCACCAGAGGACAGGCCACAGAGCGAAGGGAACAUCACUCACCUCUUGAGACAGGGUACACAGUACAAGCAUCAGGUAACUGCUGAACCGUCAUUUCAACCUACUGUUCUGUUGCUUGCACUGAUAUUAUGAAAAUCAUUUCUUAAGUUAUACAGCUGUGUUCUGAAAAAUAACAUUUUCCCCUUUUCUUCUUUGGUUUUUUUUGCUUUUUUUUUUUCUGCCUUUCUGUUUUUGUUGUUGUGGCAGCAUAGAGGGCGAGGGAUAGUUGUAGCAAAUAAAGCAUACGUUUGCUUUUGCCAAAGGUCAGUGAUUGAGUGCAUUUGCUGCAAUGGUGGCAGAUAGAGAAAUACUGUAGGUUAUGACUUAAAGAAUUUUAAAAAAUUUAAGAAGGUUACAGUGUAACUAUUUUGGUACUAGCACCAGUUCAUGCUGGCAGAAAAGACAAUGGUUUAUGGACUUGCAUCCAUUUUGUAUUUUUGUAAUAUUUGUAAAUACAAACUUUUUAAAUUGUUGCAAAUAUGGUUUCUUUUGUAAAAUGUUUUCAAAGUUUACAUUAAAUCCAAGCCUUUGUAUAUUUUAGAGCUGUGCAACACUUUAAGUCUUGUAUUUAUUUUUAGUAAAAACGGUGACAGUUUCAUUGUGAACCCCUCUCAAAAAAUGUGUUGGAAAAGUUUGAUUACCUAGAAAGUGUGUAUAGAAACUGCAAAUAAACGUGACUGCAAUUAAA
Molecule: messenger RNA, 8841 nt
Organism: Haemorhous mexicanus (house finch)
Lineage: Eukaryota; Metazoa; Chordata; Aves; Passeriformes; Fringillidae
Gene: NHS
Product: NHS actin remodeling regulator
Exons: 10
Coding region: 387-5303 (1638 amino acids)
Biological process (GO): lens development in camera-type eye; cell differentiation
Source: RefSeq, a predicted model, not a curated record